Messenger RNA from Heterocephalus glaber (naked mole-rat), 657 nucleotides. RefSeq names its product glutathione S-transferase Mu 1. The record is from RefSeq and is a predicted model, not a curated record. Gene Ontology annotation, biological process: glutathione metabolic process. Gene Ontology annotation, molecular function: glutathione transferase activity. NCBI's taxonomy places the organism in Eukaryota, Metazoa, Chordata, Mammalia, Rodentia, Bathyergidae.
AUGCCCAUGAUAUUUGGUUAUUGGGACAUCCACGGGCUGGCUCACGCCAUCCCCCUGCUCCUGGAAUACACAGACACCAGCUAUGAGGAGAAGAGAUACACCAUGGGGGAUGCUCCCGACUAUGACAGAAGCCAGUGGCUGAAUGAGAAGUUCAAGCUGGGCCUGGACUUUCCCAAUCUGCACUACUUAAUUGAUGGGACUCACAAGCUCACCCAGAGCAAUGCCAUCAUGCACUACAUUGCCCGCAAACACAACCUGUGUGGGGAGACAGAAGAGGAAAGGAUUCGUGUGGACAUUUUGGAGAACCAGCUUACGAACACCCACAUGCAGCUCGUCAUGGUCUGCUACAGCCCUGAUUUUGAGAAAAAGAAGCCAGAGUUCUUGGAAGGGCUCCCUGACAAGAUGAAGCUCUUCUCACAGUUCCUGGGGGAGCAACCUUGGUUUGCAGGGAACAAGAUCACCUUCGUGGAUUUCCUUGCUUAUGAUGUCCUUGACCUGCACUGUAUAUUUGAACCCAAGUGUCUGGAUGCAUUCCCCAAGCUGAAGGUCUUCAUAUCCCACUUUGAGGGCCUGAAGAAGAUAUCAGCCUACAUGAAGUCCAGCUGCUUCCUUCCAGAUCCUUUAUUUCUAAAAAAGGCCACAUGGGGAAACAAGUAG